Ostertagia ostertagi is the source of this 501-nucleotide messenger RNA. The record is from the annotation of a GenBank genome assembly. Lineage: Eukaryota; Metazoa; Nematoda; Chromadorea; Rhabditida; Trichostrongylidae.
UGGUGCUACCGUCCAAAAGUCAUUGGAGCACAGCUCUCAUCGAACAGCUACCGUUUGCGCAACUCGAGCUUUAAAAACAUCUUCGUGCGCAAAAGCAUGACCACAGAAGAGCGCAGUCGUGAGCUCCAGCUUCGGCAAGAGUGUAAGGCGCGCAAUGACCAACUUGGCAACCGUCGGGCUGUCAUCAGGCUACGGUUUCCCGUGUGUUGCUGGCAGUUGUUCAAGCUCUCAACCGAAAAGCAAGCCAGGACAUAUAUUGGCCGGAUGAGCAGGAAGCGCGAGGAUCAGCCGUGCUUUUUUGAUAAAUACCGUAUUCUUGGAAUAGCUGGGGUUGUUGACGGUACACACUGCCGCAUCCAGCGACCUCACGUUGCAGAAGGAGAUUAUGUCAACAGAAAGGGCUAUCGUAGUCUCAAUGUGGGAAUGGUGGUCGACUACGAUCUGAGGAUUAGAUGGGUGAACUCCAAAUGGUACGUCGGAGCUUCACGGACAGCUGAAAAA